AUGGAAGUUUUUAUACGUUUAAAUGAUGAUAUAGAAAGAGAUUUUGCUUUCCAAGUUGAUAAAAAUGGUAAAUUCAAUGAUAAAAUAAUGCAUUUAUUUGACACCGAAAAUGGAAUUGGUUCCUUUAUGAAUUUAAAACCAAGCAUCUUUCACAAAAGCAAACCAGUUGGUUUUUAUAAAUCCAUACAUCCAGGUUACUUGACCGACAAUGGUUCUUUAUUAUUCCCUCUUGAUGCCGAUGAGAAGGAAUUUUUGGAGGAAUUAGACUUAGGCAAUGUUGAAAUUUGUAAACAACUUUGGCCACAUCAGCUAAUAGUUCCAAUUUGGGAAAAAAGUGGUUUGGCUAUUUUCAUAUACUGUGCUUUCUUUGCUUUUUGGUUAUAUACAGAUUUGCCCGACUUUAUUUCACCAACUCCAGGUAUUUGUUUGACUAAUCAAGUUAGUAGGUUAGUUAAAUAUAUUGUUGAAAGUUUUGGAUACAUUCAAUUGGCUAAGGUAUUGGAAAAUGAAAUUAAACCCAAUUCAGCAAAUAAGCUUGCACAGAUUAUAUUUUUCUCUUGUCACCUUUUCAAAGUUAUAUUUAUUUCCUUUUUUUUCUAUACAGGGUUCUUCAAUCCAAUUUCCUUCAAUCCAUUAGUUUUUAUCAACACCAGAAAAGGAGCACUUCAUAAAGAGAAGAUCAAAAAUAUUUUAACUGAAUAUGGUUGGAUCGGCGUUAGAAGAGCCACUUUUGAUGAAUAUUAUACUGAUUAUUAUAAAUAUGUUGUUGAAAAAGCUGGGGGUCAGGUAGAAGCUUACAAACAGGGUAUUUUAAAAUCUUUUAGUAAACCAGGUGUUCUUUUGGGUAAAGGCGAAGGUUUUCAAACCCCAAUUGAUAAAAGAUUUACCAUUGAUACCUUUGAGGCAAUGAAGAUAGAAAAGAAGUUUUACUUGAGUGAAAAGUACUUUUUGACUGUGGAAAAAAUUUUGAAAAAGGAUAUUGAUUCGUUGGGUGAAAAUAUGGGAGAAAUUGUUAAAUUAUUGAGAAACUUUAGAAGGUAUGGGUUAUUUAAUUCGAAUGACGAAAUAAAAGAAAUGGUUCAAAUUAGGAAAUCCAUUGAACCUGAUGAUGAAUCGGAAAGCAAACCUGAACAAGAAAAGAAGGAACAAUAA
Messenger RNA from Saccharomycodes ludwigii, 1152 nucleotides. RefSeq names its product Gsf2p (gene GSF2). The record is from RefSeq and is a predicted model, not a curated record. Bases 1 to 1152 code for a protein of 383 amino acids. The transcript has a single exon. Lineage: Eukaryota; Fungi; Ascomycota; Saccharomycetes; Saccharomycodales; Saccharomycodaceae.